Molecule: messenger RNA, 5437 nt
Organism: Melopsittacus undulatus (budgerigar)
Lineage: Eukaryota; Metazoa; Chordata; Aves; Psittaciformes; Psittaculidae
Gene: FUT8
Product: fucosyltransferase 8
Exons: 12
Coding region: 699-2432 (577 amino acids)
Biological process (GO): protein N-linked glycosylation
Cellular component (GO): Golgi cisterna membrane
Molecular function (GO): protein binding; glycoprotein 6-alpha-L-fucosyltransferase activity
Source: RefSeq, a predicted model, not a curated record
CGCGCGCGAGAGAGAGCGCCGUCGGUUUAGCUCGCUGUCAGCGCCGCUCUUGUGCUGCGCUCCCCGCCCUCGCCUCCUCGCGUUGUGCCGCGUCUCGCACCCGGUCUCCUCACAGUCCGGCGGCGGCUCCGUUACACGGAGGUCGGUUCCCGGUUCCCGUUUCCGUCUCCUCACCGCGGGGUGCCCCCCGCGAUCCUUCCUGCACCCCCCCCCCCACCACCACCCCUCGCCGCACCCCGCAGCUCGCCACGGCCUCUCCCCGCACCCUCGGCGAAGGCAGCGCGGGCCCCGCCAGCGGCACUCGGAUAAUUACCUAGGCUUCAAAAUGGACUUGAUGAAGAAGAGUCCCCCAGAACAUUAAUUUGAACAAUAACUAUUGCUGUUACUAAUUUCACUGGUUGCUGGACUAGUGGAAUUACUUGUUAACUUCCAAGCCAAUGAUGCAAUUGUGUUUUGUUUCCUGCUGUCACGGAGGGGAAUAUAAAUGAAGAAUGAUGUGAUAUUUAUGCAUUUUGUGUACAGACCCAUAAGGAUCAUCUCUAAGGAGCUGCAGUAAGGCAAACACCGAGUAAUUUUUUUCUGGUACAAUGUGGUGAAGCAAAGGAACUGAAAUUGUCCACUUUUGUACAGUAUAAGGACUUAAAAUGUUCGUUAUUUUGUGAGCAGAAGCAGUUCUGGAGUGAAUUGAACUUCUGAAAAUGCGGCCAUGGACUGGUUCCUGGCGUUGGAUCAUGCUCAUCCUCUUCGCUUGGGGAACUUUACUCUUUUAUAUUGGUGGACACUUGGUACGAGACAGUGAGCACCCUGAUCACUCUAGUCGUGAAUUAUCCAAGAUACUUGCUAAACUUGAACGGUUAAAGCAGCAAAAUGAAGACUUAAGGCGGAUGGCAGAAUCUCUCAGGAUACCAGAUGGCCCUAUUGAUCAGGGACCAGCUGCAGGAAAGGUACAUGCUUUAGAAGAGCAACUUUUAAAGGCCAAAGAACAGAUAGAAAACUAUAAGAAGCGGACAGGAGAUGUAGGAGGCCUUGGAAAAGACCAUGAAAUAUUGAGGAGGAGGAUUGAAAAUGGGGCUAAGGAACUUUGGUUUUUCCUCCAGAGUGAAUUGAAGAAGCUGAAAAAUCUAGAAGGAAAUGAACUGCAAGGACGCAUUGAUGAAUUUCUGUCUGAUUUGGGUCAUCAGGAAAGGUCGAUAAUGACAGACUUGUACUACCUCAGUCAAACAGACGGAGCAGGAGAUUGGCGAGAAAAAGAGGCCAAAGAUCUAACAGAUUUGGUACAGAGGAGAAUAACUUAUCUACAGAACCCGAAGGAUUGCAGCAAAGCGAAGAAACUUGUGUGUAAUAUCAACAAAGGCUGUGGCUAUGGUUGUCAGCUUCAUCAUGUAGUCUACUGCUUCAUGAUUGCUUAUGGCACUCAGAGAACACUCAUUUUAGAGUCUCAGAACUGGCGCUAUGCUACCGGUGGCUGGGAGACUGUAUUUAGGCCUGUAAGUGAGACGUGUACUGACAGAUCAGGUACCACCACUGGACACUGGUCAGGUGAGGCUAAUGACAAGGAUGUUCAGGUGGUGGAACUUCCCAUUGUUGACAGCUUACACCCACGGCCACCGUAUUUACCGUUGGCUGUCCCUGAAGACCUGGCUGAUAGGCUAAUUCGUGUCCAUGGGGAUCCUGCGGUGUGGUGGGUCUCGCAGUUUGUGAAAUACUUGAUACGUCCACAGCCUUGGUUAGAAAAAGAAAUAGAGGAAGCCACAAGGAAACUUGGUUUCAAGCAUCCAGUGAUCGGUGUUCAUGUUCGAAGGACAGACAAAGUAGGAACAGAAGCAGCAUUUCAUCCCAUUGAAGAAUAUAUGGUACACGUUGAGGAACGGUUUGAACUGCUUGCUCGCAGAAUGCAUGUUGAUAAAAAAAGAGUGUAUUUGGCUACAGAUGACCCUUCACUGUUGCAAGAGGCAAAAUCCAAGUAUCCAAAUUAUGAAUUUAUCAGUGAUAACUCCAUAUCCUGGUCAGCAGGACUUCAUAACCGUUACACUGAAAAUUCCCUAAGAGGUGUUAUUCUGGAUAUUCACUUCUUGUCGCAGGCAGACUUCCUGGUCUGUACGUUUUCAUCCCAGGUUUGUCGAGUUGCCUAUGAAAUUAUGCAGACAUUGCAUCCAGAUGCUUCAGCGUAUUUCCAUUCUUUGGAUGAUAUCUACUACUUUGGGGGACAGAAUGCCCACAACCAGAUUGCUAUUUAUGCUCACCAUCCAAGAACUGCAGAUGAAAUUCCUAUGGAACCUGGAGAUUUAAUUGGAGUAGCUGGAAACCACUGGGAUGGUUAUUCAAAAGGCAUCAAUCGGAAAUUAGGAAGAACAGGCCUGUACCCAUCAUACAAAGUUAAGGAGAAAAUUGAGACAGUCAAGUAUCCUACAUACCCAGAAGCUGACAAGUAGAUUGAAAGGAAGAUUGUCAGCAGUAAUUCUCAAUUUUGAUUGGUUUGAACCAGUCAACACACUAACUAAUGGUUUCUAUGGGAUUUGAAUUUGCAUUUUAACAUGCAGUUAAAAUCAAAGCCUUUAGCAAUGAAACUGGAUAAGAACAAAUGGAUGGGCUAUUAUCUGAACUUACUCUUAAACAGUUUUUGUUAUAUGCACUCUCACACAUGCACACAAACCCACAUGCAACAGGGAAACUGUUGUUUUAUACUUUUUGUCUCUUUUCAAGAUUCAUCCCAGUCAUUAGUCUUACGUGAGCUUUGUGCUCUUUUUCUCUGCCAUUAAUUGACAAUAAUGUUCAGACUUAUAACACUGCCACAUUGUGUAAUUUGAGUGACAUGAACAUAUUUUGUAUGUACAAAAUUUAAAACAUGGUGCCUAUAUUUGAAAAAAUUGUGACCUUUUUAGAAGAGCCAUGGCUAUUUCACAAUGGGUAAGAGUCAAUCUUCAACUGGUGUUAUCAUGACCACUGAACUUGCUUCAAACAACAGAUUCCGAUUUCAGACUAGAUUUCUUUUACAAGUUUAUUUUUUAGCAUUCCACUGAUUACUUCUCAUCAUUAAUAAAAUAAAGAAUACAUCCAACAAUAAAAUAAUCACUGUCUGUUAGGAACUUUGUAAAACAAUGCCAUGAACAGAUUAUUUAGUACUGGUAAUGUUUCUGGACAUUGGGUUUUAUGGAGGGCGGGCAAAAAAUAACACAACAAACCACACAACCCACAAAGGAGAAAGUAGCUGGAGUUUCACUGAGUGAGUUUUUACACAUUCAUUAGGUAGUACAGCAGCUGCUCAGUGGCACAUCGCAGCUCCAUUCUGUGGAUGGUGGGUUUCAGCAGGAUUACUUCAAUCACUUGAUUUCUUGCAUUUAUUCUCCAGCACUGUUCUUCUUACCUUCUGUGUUUCUCUUCUGCAAACAUGUUUUUAGGGUAUUAUUAUAGAUGGCCAUUCAUCAUUUUGGCAUUGAAUGCAGUAAAAUAUUUCAGGUUAUCCCAUUUAUAGAACCUGUCAAUCUAGAGUGCUCUGAAAGAAAACCUUAAUAAUUUACCCAAAAAGUAGAUUCCAAGAAAAUAUGCAGAAGGAUAAAUUUUUAUGCAUGACAUAAAAUUGUUAGUACUUCUUAGUGUUUUGAAAUAUGUUGCUAGUCUGCUCCCAUUAAGAAAAGAGAUCAUUAACAAAACAAUUUUACAAACAGAUUUCUAGAUUUGGGGGUUAUGUGUGUAUAUAUAUAUAUAUAUUAAAAAUGUACAAGAUAUCAAGAGAUAAUUUCCAAAUAGAAAGGAUGUUAAUAGUGUUAUACAGGAUCUAGUGCAAUCCAAUCUGGAAUACUGGAAGUGAAGAAGAUGUUUACUAUUCAGACACUGAGAAAAUGCCAUAUGAGUAACAAUUUAAAAAGCAUGGCUGCUUGACCUUAACAAAGCAAAAUUUAAAAGGCUAUUUAAUUAUAUUUAUGAAUAGACCAAGGACAGAGUUGACAUGAUGAAUGGAUGCAUUUGACCAUGAAUAAAUUUUAGACUGAAAAGUAAAAGGAAGUUUAGCAAAAGUCUUCCAAUUGAAGUAGUGGUGAGUAAGACAGAACUUCAUUGGUAUGUAAAGGAAUUAACAAAGUAAUUCUCUCUGACAUUACUUGCACGACUAAUCCGCUAGAUACCUUUCAGUUACGUGGUCCUCAACCAAAAAACGGUUUUGUGUCUUAAAAAUGAAUAAGUUGAAAAUGUCUGUGGAAAACAAGUUGCCUGUUAGUAGUAUUAAAUAGACAUGUCAGAAAAAAUGAGUAUAGAUAUCAAAUGGAAUUUAAAGAUGGAUUGAAGGAUAAAGGUAAAUGAGUAAGAAUGGCUGAGACAUGCUAAAUACGAUGAAUUUUUGUGACAAAAGAUAUCUAGAUUUAACUGGUGUUUCUGUGUUUUGGAGGUACUAAGGAAGCUGUUCAAUGCUAGAUUCCUGUCUAAGUAAUUCUGAUAAGUUUUCCACUAAUGCAGCCAAACUUGUGGUAUUUCAGAGGCACAAAUGUAGGCUAUAUUAUAACUUAUUUUCACUUAAAUUUGAGUUGUACAUAUAAAGCUAUUGCUACUUUCCUUUUCAACUUGGGAAAAAAACCUCCAAACCCACAGAUAUUUCUCCCUCAACGAUGAGAUCAAUGCAUUUUCUCUUUGGGAAAAGUAAUUCAAUUAUUUCUCCACAAAAACUGCAUUAUCUAUUUGAUAUUUAUAGAUUUGGAAAAUGUUUUAUUUUUGAAGCUCUUUACUUAUAGUUUCAGAGUUUCCGGUUCAUUUCUUAGAGUGUGAAGCAGAAAUUCGUAAGUGAAUUAAUGUAUGAAAAUUCCUCCAUAGUCAGGUAACUCAACUGAAAAUGUCACUAAAGAAGACAAAUAACAGAACAUCUAAGAUGAUCCCAAAAGCAAGAGCAGAUCUUCUGAGGUAUUAACGAGACAAAAACCCUGAUGUUACAGAGGAUAUAAGUACAUAAUGUUGCAGUUUCUCAACGGAUUCUAUCUGACAAAAUAUUGACAAUGUACAUGUGCCUCCUUACAUAUUUUAAGUACCUAAUGAAUAUUUUUUUGAGGAAAUGAUCAUGGAAUGGUCUGAAAUUAUAAAAUUAUUGUUCAUAAUUAAGAAAUGUACUAAUGUAGGUGCUAUGACCUUAUUCCCCUGGGAGAUACGAUUCUCAAUUUCUUAUAAUGCUGGGGAAGACACCUAGCAAUAAGUUGCUUACAAGAUGCGUAUGUUACUAGAGAUUUGUCUCCUUUAAGACUACCAGUUGUUUUUGUCUUGGGAUCCUGGGACCUUGGGACAUUAAAACUGAAUUUAUUUUAUAUCAAACAAAAUGAAUAUUAGAGACUUUAUUCUCAGUUAUGGUGGUAUCCAGGUAGUAUGGAAGGAUUCAUGGGUAAAUGAAAAUGAGACCCCCAGAUUUUUGUUGUAGCUCACAGAAAAGCAAAAUAACGGGAAAUAAAAUUUUUUUCUUAAA